AUGACGGAGCUGAACCUGCAGGACCAGCAUCCCGCCCCGCCCAUUGUCUGCGUUGGGGCCCCGCUCCCUGCGCCCGCGGGCGACGCCGGCUUUGUGGCGCGAGCGGGUUCCACCACGGGCAGCGCGGCGGCGGGGACCGGCCGAGGCGUCCGUCGUCCCCGGCAUUCUGCCCAGCAGCGGGCGCCUCUCCUGGCCUGCCCCGCGCGGUCGGGGUUCCCCGCGCGCACUAACAGCCGGCUGGACGCUUUCCUGCGGAAGCAUCUGCCGCCCGAGGUCUACGACGCCGUUCGUGCCUACGAGUCAUGCAUCGUGGAGUCCGACACGGAGAGGCACUCCUUGAAGUAAGUGGUACUGAGCGACCAGCUCAUCUACCUAACCGAGAACCCUCCCAAGUCCAUCCGGCGAGUCGCGGCGCUGCAGGACAUUGUGGCCAUCGACCUGAUUGAUGAUUACCCAGAAUUUUUGAAUCCAUUAGACAUAGAAAUCAACCAACACAUUCGUAUCAUCUAUUCUUCAAAUGUUUUAAAAGAGUGUGAAAAAGCCAGAGGAGUCAGGAAAUUCGUAUUUCCAGCUCAUCAUGCCAAUUCUAACAACAAAAAAGUCAAAGAAGAGAUUAAUGGCCCUGUCUUUUGGAAAGGCAAAGAGCCCAGAAGUCUGAAGAAAUCCUCUCUUUGGUACCACCAAGAGAGCACCAUCCUGUCCAAGAACUCACCCUUCUGUCCUCCUUCAGACCUCGAGAAGCUGUCUGUCUGUGACCAAAGGGCCUUUCGACCUCUACCUACACCCUCCAAGAGUAGCUGUCAGUCCACAUCAGCCUCAGGCAAGGCUGUCAGCUUGCCAUUUUGCACGACAAACACAGAAGGACCCCAGGGACUACUAGAUCACGCUCUAAGUGAAAUCCCUUUCAAGUGCAAUGGCAACAGAAAUGAGUUUUACUUAGGAAAUUCCUCCCUGGCCUCCCCUUCACAGUGCAACCCUAACCUGGAGAAAAAAGAUUCAGAACUUCAUUUGUACAUUAUUUCCACAACUUCAUCUAUAUUUCUGUACUUAAAAAGCUCAUGGAACAAUUAUAUUAUAUUAACUACUCUUUUACAAGAUCCCCUAUAUGUUAGUGAGCUCAGUCCUGCUACUGGAAGUCAAAAGCCAUACAGAUCUGAGGAGAAAAUAAAGCACUUCAGUCAACUUAAAUCUGAACUUUUUCUUAAAGACAAUACUUUGAGGAGGAUACUUUGUUUAAUUACAGAACUUAAAGUAGCAGCCCAGAAAAACUUCAUUCUGAAAAGGCUUUUCUGGAAAAGCAGUGACCUUUUCUAUUUCCUAGUGAACAAACUUCAUGAGUACUUGCCAGAGUCAAGAAAAAAGAAUGCACUUCAAAAUAAAAGUGAAAGGGCUGGUGAGCUAUUGGCAUGCAUUGAAAUUAUACAGACUCUAGGAUUGAUGUUCAGGGAAACAGAAACUGAGUCAUCGCGCCUGAACACACUGGCAACUAAAAAGGGAACACUAUUUAAUCUCUUGGUAAUUUUAAUUAGUGAGCCUCAGAUCCCAAAAUCCUGUCCUGUGUUUGAUAUCCAGUUGGUGGCUGAUUCAACUUUAGCUGAGAAGUCUUUUGAUGCUGAGUUACAGAAGCUUAUCCUGGAAUAUACAGAUAUAGCUAUAGCACUUUUAUAUGAUGAGAUUCUUCUUGUCUUUCAGCAGGGAAAUCUUGGGCUGGGAACAACAAAGCUUGCUAUUAGCUGGAUGAUGUCCUUUCUACAAAGUUGUCCUCCCAUAAUUACUUUUGUGGCCACUAUUGUGAAACAAAUGGUGAAGGGGCUUUCAGCUUCAUUUCGGCUGCUAAGUCCCAGCCAAGCAGUUCUAUUGUACCAGCAGUUUUAUAUCCUGAAGAGCUGCCUACAGUACAGCAAGACCUUAGCUGAGCAUAUUAGGAAUGACUACAGAGAAGAAUUCAGGUACUUUAUUCACAUGCCAGCCUUGGAAAAGAAGCUCCCAUUGUGUUACCCUAUUACCCAGCCUACCACUCAACUUUUUCAUGAAGUUCUGAAAUUGGUUGAACAGAAACAAUAUGUGAAACAUUAAUGAGAGUAUACAGUGUUAAUCAGGAGUCAACUUAAUACUUAUGAAAAACACUUUUUGAUUUAUUUAAUAUCUGGCUAUUGCUGUGCGCUAUAGAAUAUUUUAUUUGAAUGUUCUGUUUAUACCUAAGAAAAGUCUUUAAAGUUUUUUUUUGCCACAAAAAAGGAACUGUUUAAAUUCACUGAUAUAUAUAAAGUGAUGCAAAAAAUUAGUGUUUCUCUAAAAAAACGGUUCUAAAGACAUAAAAAUCUAUGCAGGAAACAACUAGAGAGCCAAUGUAGAAAGUGCAACCUGAUGAGUUUUGUUGGUAUAACAACAGUGGAUGGUGUGAAGCCAGUGAAAUAUCCAGAGAUAAAUUAUUGGGUGUACAAAUUACAGAGUGAUCAUUAGAGAAAUGCUCAGCAAUAGGAGAACACCCUCCUUCCCCACCUGUAAAAAUUCUAGUGACAUAAGUAUUCAUGGGAGAAUGAGCAAUACACUAAUUUAAUCAAUGAAAACCUAACUUUGGUUUUACAUUGAGCAACUGAGUUUAGGCUUCUAAGAACUUAGAAACUAGUCCCUUCAUUCAACUUCCCAUGACUUGAGGGGGAAUCAGAGAAAAAUCCACCUCCAAAAACAUUACAUAGCAUCUCUAAGCUUCCUUCAAAACAAAGAUAGAUAACCUAUUCCAUAGGAUGUUAGGAGAUUUAAAUGAAAAGGUAUUGGUAAAGCACAGCAUGGUAUAUGGAUUUUUUUUUUCCUUUUUUGUAGUCAUCCAUCAAGGACUGCAAGUCUUCUCUCUAAUCUCGGGGCAUAGAGAGGAGCUAAGUGGUGCUUAUGAAUGUUCUGGGCCUUUAGGUGAGGGAUUAUUCCCAAGAGCUGGUCAGUCAGAAGAAUAUGAAAAGAUUCUUGGGACAGAGGCAAG
Manis javanica (Malayan pangolin) is the source of this 2977-nucleotide messenger RNA. The record is from RefSeq and is a predicted model, not a curated record. Lineage: Eukaryota; Metazoa; Chordata; Mammalia; Pholidota; Manidae.